GCUGAGGCCCGUGGCGAACACAAGGUAACUUCCGAGGAGAACUUUCAUCAAUUUCUGCUGGAAAUCGCGCUUUUACGUGAACGAGUUGUGCAUGGGAAGAGUCUCUCGGUUCGAGUGCGUCGUUUGCUAACGCGAUGGUCCGUGCGAACGUUCUGGCCUCGGCCUUGAAUGCCAUCAACAACGCCGAAAAGCGUGGCAAGCGCCAGGUCCUCAUCAGACCGUGCUCGAAUGUCAUCAUCAAAUUCUUGAAAGUAAUGAUGAAGAAGGGCUACAUCGGAGAGUUCGAGGUUGUCGACGACCAUCGCUCGGGCAAAAUCGUCGUCUUCCUGAACGGACGUAUCAACAAAUGCGGAGUCAUCUCGCCCCGCUUCGAUGUACCCAUCCGGGAUUACGAAAACUGGAUGUCUUCAUUGCUCCCCUCCAGACAGUUCGGAUACGUCGUCAUGACCACAUCCGGAGGCAUCAUGGACCACGAAGAGGCCCGUAGCAAGCACUUGGGAGGGAAGAUCCUUGGCUUUUUCUACUGAAUAAAGAAUGAGUUUGGAUGAGGAU
This is a messenger RNA of Galendromus occidentalis (western predatory mite), 552 nucleotides long. RefSeq names its product 40S ribosomal protein S15Aa. Lineage: Eukaryota; Metazoa; Arthropoda; Arachnida; Mesostigmata; Phytoseiidae. Gene Ontology annotation, biological process: translation. The transcript is spliced from 4 exons. The coding region runs from base 135 to 527 and encodes 130 amino acids. Gene Ontology annotation, molecular function: structural constituent of ribosome. The record is from RefSeq and is a predicted model, not a curated record. Gene Ontology annotation, cellular component: ribosome.